AUGGUCAGCAGCAAGCGUAAGAGGGUCCUCGAAGACUUCGACCCGAACAAGUCGGAUCCAGAGGAUGAAAAUUUCAACCCUACAGAAGAAGGUCCUCGCAGAACCUCCAAGAAGGCACGCCCAGCUGGAGGUCGUCCUGGGAGAAAGAGGGGCCACAGGUACCGAGGAUCCGACAUUGAAGAUGAUGGAGAAGAGCUUUCCGAUAGCCAAGAAGAUUCAUUUCUCGAGGAUGAGGAUGACGACGAGGACGCCCCCAUCAACGCCGCCGGUCGCAAGACCCGCAAAGUAGCCGCCAACCCCCAAAACUAUGCCGAGAGCAGCGAGGAAGAAGCCCAGAUUAGUGAUGUCGACCAAGUGGAAAGCGCCGAUGAAGCGCAAGAUCGAAAACCAACCCGGUCCUCCAGCCGUGUCGUCAAGCUCAAGGUUUCCAGCGCCGCCCUCUAUGACGUUCCGCGCCGUGCUACCAGGGCCACUUCGGCUAAUCAAGAAGAUCUUGUCGAACUGUCUAUCUCUGGCCGCCAUGCUGUUGUAUCCCGGGGCUCCGCGAGCCGUAGCCCAGAACCUAUUACCCGCAGAAGCUCUCGCGCGUCCAAGGGCGUCAAGCUGCCUCCCGAGACUAUUGACGAAGCCACACAAGAGAGCAGUCUCAAGGAUGCUGGUCUUGACGAUGAUGACCUUGAUGAACUGGAAAAGGACAUCCGUAAUCUGCACAAACCCAAGGAUGCUGAUGAAACUAUGCAAGACAUUGAAAAGGUCGAAAAUCCUGACGACACUGGUGCCGCCAACGACGACGAUGAUGACGACGAUAUCCCUACCACCCGCAGAACGCGAGCUGCACGCGCCGAAGUUGUGGUAGAUGACGAGGAGGAGGAUCAGGGUGCCACUUCGAGGCCCAAUCGACGACUGACGCGUAAAUCGAGCGCCCGCAAGUCCACACAAGAACCUAGUAGUGACUUUGAACCUGGCGACGACUCGGAAGAUGCCGCCUCCGACAUGGGAAAAGAUGCUGCGGAUGAUAACCUCGAUAGUCCUACCCCGCUUGGAAGAGGCGGACGCCAGUCUCGUUCGGCAGGAGCAUCCCGCCACCACUCUGGUGACGAAGAGGCUGACCUGGACUUGGAUGAGCUCAACGAAGAAGCCCGUGAAUUGAGAAAAUCAUCGCGGUCCCGCCGACGCCGAGAAGAGACGCCGAUUGCAUAUCAAGAAAACACGCGCCGCUCCCGCGCCCGGGUCAACUAUUACAUGCCUCCCCUCACCUCUGCAAACAUCGAGGACGACGGUGAGGACCCGGCUCCCACCCCCGCCCGCCGACGCCGCGGUGCUGCCAGCACUGUAUGGGACCGAAACCUCAAUACUACAUUCGGACCCUUUGGUGGUGGUGGUGCUGUUGGCUCCCUGCUCAACGGCCCGUGGGGCACUGGUGCUACUGGCGGUGUCGAUUCGGACAGCAGUGACGAUGAAAUGGUGCACCGCUCCAGUAUUGCCAACAACCCCGGCAUGACUCCCACCUCAGCUGCUCCAAGCGGCCUGUUACCUGGCUUGCCCGCCAUGAACGCAGAUGGGGGUAUCCCGAACGUCGGCCUGAUCAAGGACCGCAAGGCGUUGGCCGAUGCUGAUCCUCUCGGCGUCGACCUGAAUGUCGACUUCAGCAAAGUGGGUGGCUUACAAGGUCAUAUUGACCAACUCAAAGAAAUGGUCCAGCUACCUCUGCUCUACCCAGAGCUUUUUACGAGGUUUCACGUCACCCCUCCUCGCGGUGUGUUGUUUCAUGGACCCCCCGGUACUGGUAAGACAUUGCUCGCAAGAGCACUUGCCAAUUCGGCCGGCCAUGGAGGCCGUAAGAUUUCCUUUUACAUGCGCAAGGGUGCCGAUGCACUGAGCAAGUGGGUUGGUGAAGCCGAAAAGCAGCUUCGUCUCCUGUUUGAGGAAGCUCGCAAGAACCAACCCAGUAUCAUCUUCUUUGAUGAAAUUGACGGCUUGGCACCAGUUCGAUCAAGCAAGCAAGAACAAAUUCAUGCUUCCAUCGUCUCCACGCUAUUGGCACUGAUGGACGGCAUGGACGGCCGUGGCCAGGUCAUUGUUAUUGGUGCCACCAACAGACCCGACAACAUCGAUCCUGCGCUUCGACGUCCUGGUCGAUUUGACAGAGAAUUUUACUUUCCACUGCCCGACAUUGACGGCAGACGCUCCAUUCUCGAUAUUCAUACUAAAGACUGGGGUAUGGCUGAAGACUUCAAAGCCUCACUUGCGGAAAAGACAAAGGGCUAUGGCGGUGCUGACUUACGCGCGCUAUGUACUGAGGCCGCGCUCAACGCCAUCCAGCGAACCUAUCCUCAGAUUUACGCCUCAGAGGAAAAGUUGCUGGUCGAUCCUUCCAAGAUCAAUGUGCAUGCGUCCGACUUCAUGCUCUCAAUCAAGAAGUUGGUUCCGUCGUCCGAGAGAUCUGCCACCUCUGGCGCUAGCCCACUGCCGGCUACCAUUCAACCUCUAUUGCAGGAUCAGUUUGAGAAGAUCAAGCGGGCCCUCGAUGUGGUGAUGCCGCGCCGGAAGAAGACGACUGCUCUGGAAGAGGCCAUGUACGAGCCGUAUGCCGACGACGACCAUGGCUUUGGGCGUGAAACUCUACACCAAGACUUUGAUCGCACUCGUGUGUUCCGCCCUAGACUGCUUAUCCACAGCAGCCCAGGCAUGGGCCAAAGCUACAUUGCUGCGGGUAUUCUGCAUUAUCUGGAAGGCGUGCACGUGCAAAACUUUGAUCUGCCCAGCUUACUUGCUGACGGCCGCGCUAUGGAGCAAGUCAUUGUCGGCCUGUUUACUGAAGUUCGACGUCACAAGCCGAGUGUCAUUUACAUUCCCAACAUUGAUGUCUGGUACGAUACACUGGCUGGUACAGUUGCGCUCGUUACCUUUACGACAAUGCUCAAAUCCAUAGCACCUACAGAUCCGGUGCUUCUCCUUGCAACAGCAGAACGUACCAAGGAGGAAUUUGCCGCCAGCCCGAACCUAAUUUCCGACUUCUUCGGGUACUCUCGCGACAGCCGCAUCGAGAUUGCACCUCUAGAGCGACCAGCUCGAUUUGCCUUCUUUCGCAAGACCUUGGAGCUCAUCAAGCUCCCGUCUAAAAAGUUCCCCGAGCCGAACACGCGAGAGAAGCGAAAACUAGAGGAGCUACCUCCAGCACCGAAGAUUGAGCCCGCCCCACCAACCAAGGCGGAAAUUAAAGCAUUGAAGAAGAAGGAUCACCAAUUUCUCAACGCUCUCAAGAUCCAGCUGCAGCCCAUCAUGGAUCAGAUCAAUCGCAGGUACAAAAAGUUCCGCCAGCCCGUCAUUCCUCAGGCGCAGAUUGAAUACUUAUUUGCCGAGUCGGACCCCAACUUUGUGCGGCCUGAUAUUGGAGCAGCAGAGAAUCGUCCCUUUGAGAUUGUGAAGGACAAGAAUGAUAUCGAUGUGCUGCGAGACACCGUUACUGGAAAGACAUUUUAUAAUCUUGAAACGACAACCAUCGAAGAAAGACUUUCUAACGGCUACUACGCUCGCCCCAAAGACUUCUUGUUCGACAUCAGAGCAAUUGCUAAAGAUGCGAAGAAUAUUGGCGACAAGGAAAGGACACUUAAGGCGAAUGAACUCUUGAGCAAUGUGGAGGUUGAUAUCGCCAGCAUUGAGAACAGCACUGCUAGCAUGUUUGACUGGGAGGCGCUAUACCAGCGACAGCUACAACGAACCAAGCAGAAGGCCGAGAAAGAGAGACAAAGAAAGGCCCAGGCUACAAACCUGGCCCUGGAGCGAGUUCAAUCUGAUAUUGGUGGCGGCAACGAAAGUGAUUCUCUAGGCCCGGUCACCCUCGGCGUGCCAGUUCCGGAGGACACCAGGACCACAGCUAGGUUCCAGCUGCGAAGUCCCGAACCUGCAGCAGACGCACAUGUCCUGAGCAAUGGCGACUCGGCCCUUUCAAAGGAUGUGGACGUUGAGAUGAGCGGGACAGGUGAAGGAACCCAGUCGGUAUCGCAAGUGAUGGGUCCGCCACCUUUCAAGUCCCCAGGUCCUACGCAGCCGUCACAGCGAUCUGCUGUCACCUCUCUCCCACCUGGUGUGCCACCCUCGGCCGUAGCCAAUGACGCAUCGACCACUAAGACGUCUGAUCUUUCGUCCAAGCAAGGCUUAUCGAACUGGGGCACUCCUCAGACAAACGGUAACUCUUCUCAAGGUAGGGACGAUCCGGAUAUCCCCGACACGUUCCCUACCGUGCCUGGCCAGACCCCCACGCCUCAGAGCCAGGAACCCUGGCCACACUCUCAGAUACCAGGCCUGGCCGCUGAUAUUAUAAGCGCGGCAAGCUCUCUCGCCCGGCCGAUAUCGAGUUCGCAGCUGCAGGGCUCAGGCGAGCCCAAAUUGCAGCCGCCGUCACCGUCGCAACCUAAGGAGCUUGAGCCGUAUGUGGCGCAACUGGAAGACUACGUCGCGGACCACACCAGCGGCUUCUCCGUCGAGCAGCUGGAACAGAUUAAUCGCGAGAUGAUGGACAAGCUUUGGCAGUCGCGUAACGAGUGGAACAGACUGAACGCGUACUAUUCGGUCAAGGGCAUUUUUGAUAGAGUACUUGCGGAAAUGGAGUCGUUGCAGCAAGCGCCACUCGGCAGCAGCCCUUGA
Messenger RNA from Cordyceps militaris CM01, 4647 nucleotides. RefSeq names its product AAA family ATPase. The record is from RefSeq and is a predicted model, not a curated record. Gene Ontology annotation, biological process: positive regulation of transcription by RNA polymerase II. The transcript has a single exon. Lineage: Eukaryota; Fungi; Ascomycota; Sordariomycetes; Hypocreales; Cordycipitaceae. Gene Ontology annotation, cellular component: nucleus. Gene Ontology annotation, molecular function: ATP binding; histone binding; chromatin binding. The coding region runs from base 1 to 4647 and encodes 1548 amino acids.